AGUCGGGGGCAAGAUGAGCGCCACAUCCUGGUUCCUGGUGAGCAGCAGUGGCACCCGCCACCGGCUCCCGCGGGAGCUCAUCUUCGUGGGGCGUGAUGAGUGCGAGCUCAUGCUGCAGUCCCGCAGUGUGGACAAGCAGCAUGCUGUUAUCAACUACGACCGGGACCGGGAUGAGCACUGGGUGAAGGACCUGGGGAGCCUCAACGGGACAUUCGUGAACGACAUGCGCAUCCCGGACCAGAAGUACGUCACACUGAAGCUCCAUGAUGUCGUCCGCUUCGGCUAUGACCCCAACAUGUAUGUGCUGGAGCGUGUGCAGCACCGCGUGCCCGAGGAGGCGCUCAAGCAGGAGAAGUACACCAGCCAGCUGCAGGUGAGUGUCCCGGGCCCGGCGCCCAAGAGGAGUGAGGUGCUGCCCGAGCACGCGCCCUACUGCGAGUCCUCGAACCCCAGACCUGAGAAAGGGGAGCGGCGACCAGGAGUGGAGACCGCGCCGUACCGCACACCCCUGUAUGGGCAGCCCUCCUGGUGGGGCGAGGAUGAUGGUGGUACACCGCCCGGGGACCGGCGCCAGGAGGAGGCCUUCCCAGAGCGUCCCAAGGAGCCGGUGCGGCAGGCCAUAAGCAUGAGGACGGCACGCAGAGCGACUCCGAGGACCCUCUGGCCACGGCGGCCCCAGCUGGCGGGGUCCCGGUGGAGGCGGGCGGGGAGCAGGUGCGGCUGCAGCGGCAGCUCCGGAGGGAUGACGAGGACACGCCCCGCAAGAAGCGUUCCCAGUCCUUCACUCACGCCCCACCCGGAGACCCCAAGGACAAGCGCCGUGGCCCCGGGACAGCUGAUCGGGACCGCCCAGGCGCCCCGGCCCCUGCUCGGGCAGUGGGCAGCAGCUCGGGACCGCAGAGGGCCAGCUCGCUAAGGCGGGAGAAGACAGAGGAGCGCCCUGGCGGCCCAGCGCCCGCUGCCCGGGCCCCUGCACGCCCCUUCGGCAGCGUGGGGCGCCGCUCCCGCCUGGCACAGGACUUCAUGGCCCAGUGUCUGCGGGACAGCUCCCCUGCUGCCCGGCCGAACCCGGAGAAGGCGCCCCCGGUGCUGCCUGCCCCACUGACACCCCGUGGGGCCAGCCCAGUGGCCCCGCCGACCCCUCCGCCCACCCCUUCAGACCCCCAGCUGACCAAGGCACGCAAACAGGAAGAGGACGACAGCCUCAGCGACGCGGGGACCUACACCAUCGAGACAGAGGCGCAGGACAGGGAGGUGGAGGAGGCCCGGAGGAUGAUCGACCAGGUAUUUGGGGUGUUUGAGGCCCCUGAGCUCUCCCGGGUGUCUGCAGCCACCUUCCGCCCGGUCAUCCGUGGGGACGAAGAGCCCGACGAGGAGGGUAAGGGCCAGCGCACGGCCCUGCUGCAGGAGUCCUCCCGGCCGCCGGGCACAGGCCCUGCAACCGAACCCCAGGGCCUCCUAGUGCAGGGGGCCCCUGGGGGCCAGAAGUGGGUGUCCCGCUGGGCCAGCCUGGCUGACAGCUAUUCAGACCCAGGCCUCACAGAAGACGUGCCUGGGCGCAGAGUGGCGGAGCCUGAGGGGGCCCUGCCUGUGCGUGCACGCCGCCUCCUCCCUCAGCUGCCCAGCGACAGGGCGGAUAGCCCCGCGGGCCCUGAAGCUGCCCGGAGGAGUGGGCCAGGGCCACCAGGGCCCAGCAGUGAGCAGGACAGCUGCCCCGUAGGCCAGGAGGACCUGGACCCUGACAGCCUCAGCGACGCUAGUGGGUCGGACGGUGGCCGGGGCCCUGAGCCAGGUGCGGGGCAGCAGGAGAGACACAGGAGCCCCCAGGAGGGGCUGGCGUGGGCCAGGGGCCAGCGCUCACCCAGGACCCCUGGGGAGCCGGCCCCUACCUCAUUCUUCAUUGGAGACCGGAGUGGGGAGGCUGCCUUCCUCAAGAAGUCACUUGUGGCCUCAGGGAGUGUGGAGGGCCCGGGCUGGGUGGCUCAGCCCACCACCCCAGUGAGAGACGGCGCCCAUGCCAACACCGGGAGGGUGCCUGUGCAGCUGCGGGCUGGGCGGGCCCCAGAGCCUGGUGCCCUCGCCUCGCCCAGGGAGUCCUCAGCCUUCGUGCGGCAGGAGAGCUUCACCAAGGAGCUGGCCAGCGGCCCCCCGGCACCCGGCCAACUCCCGCACAUCCCCAGUCACCCGCUGCUGCAGGACCUGGCCGCCGCCCGGGCCUCACGCACGGACUUCCAGGCCCAGGACACCCGCCUGAUCUUGAAGGAGACAGAGACGGCCCUUGCAGCCCUAGAGGCCCGACUGCUCUCCAAGGCUGCAGAUACUGAGGGCGGGGAGGCUGGUACCCCCAGGCCCCCCGAGGACUCCCUGUCUGGGGACUCGGACGUGGACACGUCCAGUACCAUCAGCCUGCUCAGUGGCAAGAACGGGCCCAGCCCGACAAGCCCCCAGUCCCUCGGACUGCAGGAGAAGGCGGCAUCGCCCGCCGGAGUGCAGAGCCCUGCAGGCGCUGCCCUGGGCAGCACCCAUGAGCGUCUAUCAGAGAAGCAGCCUCGCCCCCUGGGCCCGACAGAGCCAGGCCAUGGAGAAUCUGCACGGCGCCUGGCUGGGCGGCAUGGCCAUGGGCCCCGAGGCUCCCCAGAUUGGCCCAAUGACGAGCGGAGUCCUGCUGCGCCAGCCGCAAGCCCAGCGUUGCCGAAGCCCGGACCGCCGCCAGGAAGGCCGCCCCUGUCGCGAGCGCCCGCCAGCCCUUCAGCAGGGCCCGCCCGGGCAGCGCCAGGUUCUCCUCCCACUCGCGUCGCCGGCAGCAGGGCUCAGAUUGCACGUCCACGUCCGAAGAGGAGUACGGCUCCCAUCAUGGCUCCCCCAAACACACACGCUCCCAUGCCUCAACAGCCACGCAGACCCCGCGGGCCGGCAGCUCCAGCCGGGCUCGAACCCGGGCCCCUGGCCCCCGGGACACAGAUGACGAGGAGGAGCCUGACCCCUACGGUUUCAUAGUCCAGACAGCUGAGAUUGCUGAGAUUGCCAGGCUGAGCCAGACGCUGGUGAAGGACGUGGCCAUCCUAGCCCGGGAGAUCCACGACGUGGCAGCGGACAGUGAGCUGCCGGGCUCCCCAGGGCCCCCCCACAGCCCUCCCCUCAACAACGUGCCCAGCAGCCCCGCCUCGAGCAUCUCUGCCCGGGAGGAGCUGGUGCAGCACAUUCCAGAGGCCAGCCUCAACUUCCAGAAGGUGCCGCCCGGCUCCCGGAACUCGCGGGACUUUGACCAGAACAUGAACAACAGCCGUGAGGACUCCCUGGCCAAGACGCGGCCUCGGAACCACGAGGAGGUGAUCUUUGACAACCUGAUGCUGAACCCGGUGUCCCAGCUGUCCCACACCAUCCGCGAGCGCACGGAGCACCUCGCAGAGAAGAUGAAGGUGCUCUUUCAGAACACAGGGCGUGCGUGGGAGGAGCUGGAGGCCAGGAUUAAUGCGGAGAAUGAGGUGCCCCUCCUGAAGACAUCCAACAAGGAGAUAAGCUCCAUCCUGAAAGAGCUCAGACGGGUGCAGAAGCAGCUAGAAGUCAUCAACGUCAUCGUGGACCCCAGCGGGAACCUGGACCUGCUCACAGCACACAGGGGCUCUGUGGGGCAGGGCCGGCCUGCCCAGAGCCCACCCUUGCCCCGCCCCGCUGACGCCCUGCUGCCGGCCCUGCCCCUGGCACGGGCCACCUGCGGGCCCACGGGCCACCCGGACGCCACCUUCCUCCCCACCUUUCUCCCCGACGCCGACAGGUUCCGGAUCUAGGGCCAGGGCCCCCCAGGGCCUCCCCACCCUCCACACUCACCCCGUGCCCGGCCACAGCGGUCUCCGCGAGACCUCACAUGUGCCAAACCCGGGGCAGACGCCUCUGUACCCAGCACCCCUGCACUCCAGCCAGCCCCCAGCCCCCAGGCCGGCCGUGGCUGCCCCCACUGGCCUCCUGGCCCAGCCCCCGAUGUGUGCUCGUCUGUGUUUUGUCUGUAGCUUUAAUGGGAAGAGUCAUUGGUGCCAUUGCAGCGGCUCCUACAGGCCUGCUGACCGCCCUGGCCUGGACAGCCCUGCCCCACCUUGCCCAGAGGCCCUGUGCAUCUGGCCAGUCCCCGCAGGGCCCCAGCAGGCAGAGAAAUGGCCGCCCGAGGCAUCAUUCGGGACCAGCCAUGGAGCGGAGGGCUGGCGUGUCCCUUAGACUGUCCAGGGAGGCAGGGCCCUCCGCCCAGGGCUCCUACCCGAUGCCGGGACCUGAGCCACGCCAGAGCCUGGGCGGGUCCUGUGGAGAUGGUCUGGGCAGCAACUGACUGCUCAGGCCCUCAGUGCCAACGCCACUGCCAGCCCUCUGAGCGGGGCCGUCCUCAUGGGGCCCUCCCGCUAUGGGCUGGGGCUGGCAGCUGGGCAGGAACAGAGACGCCCGUCAGCAUGCACGGCUGGGCCCCGCCCCUCCGGCGCUGCGCCCAGACUGCGGGGUCGUCCGUGGGCUGCCCUGGGCCUUUGCACUGGGCUGCUGGGGCCUGGGUGAGCUGGGUGGUGAGCGUCCCCUUCAGGCGGAGGCGAGCGCUAGACCAAAGUCACUGGAAGCCAGGUUUCCGGACGCUCCCAGUCCUCCCCACCCUCCUGGACACUGGGCAUUAGGUGGGCAACAGCGCUGGGCCCACAGGGGCGGCGUGGCCCAGGGCAGUUCCGUUUUCUCAGGAUUCUUUGAGCUGGGAGCAGGCCAGGUGGGCAGAGUGUGGCCCUCUGCUGCUGCCCUCCCGGGUAGCUAUGGCUGUGCCACCUCUAAGCCUGAGGGCCGUGGCCCGGCAGGUGGGGCAGGCAGUACCCCACCAUCCAGACUGGCGUGAGUGCGCGGUGCCGUCCCGGGGCUAGAGCACGUUCUGGGCUCGGGGCGGGGUGCCUGAGGGUGGGCCAGGGCCACACGGGCUUGCACGGAGCUGCCCCGGAGCGUGUGCACCUCCCGGUGCUCGGCGUCCUCCCUGUGCUCAUGCGUGCGUGGGCGUGGCUCUGAGAGCCUGCUGUCCACAUGAGGAGGUGCUAGCCCGGUGUCGCCGCCUGCCACCCUGCACAGCAGUCCCUUGCCACCACCGCCGCAGCCACACCCUGCUCCGCGGUAAUUGCCACACAGUUUUCUUACUCACAAAUCCACGUUCCUCCCCACAUUGAUUCCCCCGUUGCCCGCCCAGCCUUCAACUUGGGUUUGGUGACUUUUCUGGCUUCUCAGAGGUAUCUGUACCCUUGUUCUCAGGUGGUCUGUGGAUGUCUUUCCGAAAAUGGUUAUUUUAUAUGAUUUGUCAUGAAAUUUGUUCUAAUAAAUCAUUCCUCCGUCACGCUGCAGCA
Messenger RNA from Tupaia belangeri chinensis (Chinese tree shrew), 5351 nucleotides. RefSeq names its product centrosomal protein 170B (gene CEP170B). Lineage: Eukaryota; Metazoa; Chordata; Mammalia; Scandentia; Tupaiidae. Gene Ontology annotation, molecular function: protein binding. The record is from RefSeq and is a predicted model, not a curated record.